AUGGCCACCGCACCUCCUGUGAUCGACUUUGGGCCAUACUACGGCGAUGAUGUCGCCAAAAAGGCAGCCCUGGUCCAGCAAGUCCGCCAGGCCUGUGAGAGACAUGGAUUCUUCCAGAUCAUCAAUCAUCAGAUCCCGUCCGAUCUUCCAGAGGCUAUCCUGCAGCAGGCUCGAGAGAUCUUCAGCUUGCCGCUUGAAGUAAAGGAAAAGUACAGUCGAGAAAUCGACCCGGUUAACCUGGGAUACGAACGGCUUCGGGCUCAGACCUUUGGCGAAGAGCCGAGCGACCUUAAAGAGGGCUUUUUUCUCUGUCGCGAUUUUCCUCCGGGACAUCCCUUGAUCGGCCGAUUCUCAUUGGGUCUCAACAAGUAUCCUACAGAGAUGCCAGAUGUGGCCGGGUUUCAGAGUACUGUGAACCGCUACCAUACGGUAAUGGCUGAUUUGGCACUUGAUAUCUUCCGAGUGCUGGCACAGACACUGGACCUGGAAGAGCACUGGUUCGACAGCUUCUGUCACGACUCGGUCAAUAUCAUGCGGUUAUUGCGGUAUCCACCCCAGCCGGCGGGUGGUCGAGAACGAGGAAUUGGAGCUCAUACUGACUUUGGCGGUCUUACCAUCCUGCUCCAAGACGACCAAGGCGGCCUGCAGGUUUGGGACCGGGAGUCGUCCCAGUGGGCCGAUGCCGACCCGGUGCCGGGCGCCUUGGUGGUGAACCUGGGCAACAUGAUGAUGCGGUGGACCAACGACCGAUACGUGUCGAAUUUACAUCGGGUGAUCAAUACCAGCGGACAAGAACGAUACAGCGUGCCAUUCUUCGUUUCGGGCAAUCCGGACUAUCUGGUGGAGUGUAUCCCGAGUUGCAAGGCGGCGACGGAAGCGGCGAAGUACCCACCGAUCACGGUGGAGGAGUGGCUGGAGGCACGCCUCGCGGAUACGUACGGGGGAGUCGGCGUGGGAGAGUUGUCAAAGGAGGUGGCCAGCGCGACCCAUUGA
This is a messenger RNA of Aspergillus ibericus CBS 121593, 993 nucleotides long. Its product is annotated as isopenicillin N synthase family dioxygenase. The transcript has 4 exons. Gene Ontology annotation, molecular function: dioxygenase activity. The record is from RefSeq and is a predicted model, not a curated record. NCBI's taxonomy places the organism in Eukaryota, Fungi, Ascomycota, Eurotiomycetes, Eurotiales, Aspergillaceae. The coding region runs from base 1 to 993 and encodes 330 amino acids.